This is a messenger RNA of Pocillopora damicornis (cauliflower coral), 984 nucleotides long. RefSeq names its product melanocyte-stimulating hormone receptor-like. Lineage: Eukaryota; Metazoa; Cnidaria; Anthozoa; Scleractinia; Pocilloporidae. Gene Ontology annotation, biological process: G protein-coupled receptor signaling pathway. The record is from RefSeq and is a predicted model, not a curated record. Gene Ontology annotation, molecular function: G protein-coupled receptor activity. Gene Ontology annotation, cellular component: membrane.
GAGGUUUAAAAUGGAUUAUAGAUGGUAAGAUGGAGUAUUCACAAAUGGCUAGUGAUGUCUUCCCUGUCGAUGAUGAUCAGAUUUUUCACCUUUGUUCUCAUUUACCAGACCCUUCUUUUCAAAUGGCGUCUCACCGCUACCUAAGCAAUUUAAUCACUGGUAUCAUCAACGCCAUCUUUGCACCGUUCGCUGUAAUUGCUAACUUUUUGGUGUUUAUAGCAAUCUUGCGGAGUCCGACUCUUCGUUGUACACCCUCCUGUAUGUUGAUCGCCUGUUUGGCUUUAUCAGACUUUUUAGUCGGUGUAAUCGUGCAACCAGCGUACCUUGCUUAUCGACUGAGAGAAAACCAAUACGGUUAUGUAAACUGUGCAGUAAGACUCCUUUAUGCAAAUGGUUUUUACAUCUGCUAUGGAGUCUCUUUCAUGUCCUUGAGCACAAUAAGCUUUGAGAGAUAUCUCGCUUUAAGGCUUCAUCUUCGCUAUAAAUGUCUGGUAACUGUGCGUCGAGUGUUAAUUUUCGUAGUGUUUAUCUGGUUUCUAAACGUGGCCUUAACUUCUCUUCAAUGGGCUCGCAUCAUCAAAAUCGCGCGAGGCAUGAGCUUGUUUUUCUGGUUCAUGUCUCUUUUCAUCGCAGGGAUUUCUCAGUUCGGAAUCCAUCGGAUCGUGCGCCGCCACUGUCGGGAUAUCGAGCGGCAUCAAAGGCUAUCAGCUGGAAAUCAAAACUUUCGAAUCCAAGUCAGGCUUGCAGUUAGCGUUGCUUACAUUGUGGGGAUAUAUUUCUUCUUUAAUUUGCCAGUAUUGGUUGUUACCACCUAUCACCAAAUUGCGACUGGCCACAUUGACUCGUAUGAUUACUACAGCUGGAGUGAGACUAUAGCUUUCUUGAACUCCUUCAUAAAUCCUAUGGUUUGUUGUUGGAGGAGUCAGGACAUCAGGAAAGCUAUAAAGAAAAUGCUACCUGCGAGAUUUUUGUAAGACACAUAUU